GCGGGGCCGAGCGGGUCGAGCCGGGGCUGAGCAGAAGAAUCCGGACGCUGCAGCGGGCGGGGCCCCCCCCCCCAGGCCAGGAGCGUACGGGCGGCCUCGUGGGGGCUGGGAAGACUGCGAGGCCUGGCGGGGUCGAGGUUUGCUGUUUGCUGGUCCGAGGCCCAGCCAGAGAUGAGGAAUCAGCGGCUCAGAGAGGUGAAGUGACUUCCUCAAGGCUGCACAGCUCGUUCGUAAGUGGAUGAGAGUGAAUUGGAAACCUGGAGUGUCCGGUUCCAAGGAGGUGCGGAGUUCGGGAGAACAGAAGAGGCAAGAGUCAACAGGCCACAGGAGCUGCCAGCUGUUUGGAAGCAAAACACUGCUGAAGGGGAAGCAAAGCCAGGGCCAGGCCCUGUGGGGGCCGCCAGCCAGCGGGUCCCUGAAUCUGCGCUAGGUGCUCAGUUCCCUCUGCAUGCUGCCGAUGGUGGAGACAGUGUCCGGGGCCAGGGGCCCUUUUCCACGGGCCCUCAUUAGCCCCCAGUUUUCAGCCGCAGGUGUGAACCAGACCCCCAUGGUAGAUUGUCGUGAUGUGUGUGGCCUGAAUGUCUCGGACCGCUGUGCCUUCAUCAGGACCAACCCUGACUGCCGCAGCGAAGGGGGCUACCUGGACUACCUUGAAGGCAUCUUCUGCCACUUCCACCCCAGCCUCCUCCCUCUGGCUAUCACCCUCUAUGCUCUCUGGCUGCUUUACCUGUUUCUGAUUCUGGGAGUCACUGCGGAGAAGUUUUUCUGCCCUAACUUGUCAGCCAUUUCCACCAUGCUCAAGCUUUCCCACAAUGUGGCAGGCGUCACCUUCCUGGCCUUUGGGAAUGGUGCACCUGAUGUCUUCAGCGCUCUGGUGGCUUUCUCGGACCCACGCACAGCUGGCCUGGCCUUUGGGGCCCUGUUUGGUGCGGGCGUGCUGGUUACCACUGUGGUGGCCGGUGGCAUCUCCAUCCUGCGCCCCUUCACGGCUGCCUCCAGGCCCUUCCUCAGAGACAUUGUUUUCUACAUGGUGGCCGUGUAUCUGACCUUCACCGCGCUCUACCUUGGCAGGGUCACGCUGGCAUGGGCCUUGGGUUACCUAGGCUUGUACGUGUUCUAUGUUGCCACUGUGGUUCUCUGCACCUGGAUCUACCGAUGGCAGCGGAGGAGAUCCCUGGUCUACUCCAUGCCAGGUACUCCAGAAGUGCUCUCAGAUUCCGAGGAGGAUCCGAUAUCUUCUAAUACUAACAGCUACGACUACAGUGAAGAGUACCGGCCACUGAUCUUCUACCAGGAGACCACAGCUCACAUCCUGGUCCAGGCCCUCAACCCCCUGGAUUAUAGGAAGUGGAGGAACAAGUCAGCAUACUGGAAGGCCCUCAAGGUGUUCAAGCUGCCUGUGGAGUUCCUGCUGCUUCUCACUGUCCCCGUCGUGGACCCUGACAAGGAUGAUGGGAACUGGAAACGGCCCCUCAACUGCCUGCACCUCGUGAUCAGCCCCCUGAUGUUGGUCCUGACCUUGCAGUCAGGGGCCUAUGGCAUCUACGAGAUAGGGGGCCUCUUUCCUGUAUGGGCUGUGGUGGUGAUCGCAGGCACUGCCUUGGCAGCAGUGACCUUUUUUGCCACAUCCAACAGCAAGCCACCGAGGCUUCACUGGAUCUUUGCCUUCCUGGGCUUCCUGACCAGCGCUCUGUGGAUCAACACAGCCGCCACAGAGGUGGUGAACAUCUUGCGGUCCCUGGGCGUGGUCUUCCAGCUGAGCAACACAGUGCUGGGGCUCACGCUGCUGGCCUGGGGGAACAGCAUUGGAGAUGUCUUCUCAGAUUUCAUGCUGGCCCGCCAGGGCUACCCACGGAUGGCAUUCUCAGCCUGUUUCGGUGGCAUCAUCUUGAAUGUCCUGGUGGGAGUGGGCCUGGGCUGCCUUCUGCAGAUCUCCAGGGGCCACCCGGAGGUGAAGCUAGAGCCAGACGGACUGUUGGUGUGGGUCUUGGCCGGCGCCCUCGGCCUCAGCCUCGUCUGUUCCCUGGUCUCCGUCCCACUGCAGUGCUUCCAGCUGAACAAAGUCUAUGGCUGCUGCCUGCUCCUCUUCUAUUUGAACUUCCUGGUUGUGGCCCUGCUCACUGAAUUUGGGGUGAUUCAUUUGAAAAGUGAGUGAAGCCGUGUGUUGGGGUGCGCCUAGUGGUCAGGGACGUCACUGCAGGAGUUGAGAUGGAAGAAGGAAGACGGAAGGCUUUCUGCAGGGCCUGCAGGGCACACCUGGCGGGGAGGGCGGCGGCUGUGUUUAAGUCCCCCAUCACUGCUGUGUGCAUGAAGAGUUAAGCCUUGCUUUGGGACUUGGAGACUGGGCUUGCUGUGGACAGUUCGAGACAGAAGGUUGAGACUUUCUUGGAUGGUCUCUGGAGCCCCUCAAAGGUUGGGGUUUGGGGUGAAGGGGAUGUCUGGCUGCCUUCCAAGCUGGUGUUGGAAGGCCACCCCUCACCCAUGUUCAGGCCCAUCCCUGUAAUUGUCACCUGCUGCCUUCCUGCAUCUUCUCCUCAGGGCUCAAACGGCUGCAAAACCUGGUGUAGGGAGUCAGGGUGCCUCGGACCCAGCGGACAGAGCACCUGUGUGCUGUGGGCCUCCGGCCAGGGUGGGCUAAGCUGUAGAGCUGUACCAUCUGACGAAUAGAAUGUGAGACAUUCAAAAACUUUAAUUUUCUAGUCAUCAUGUUAAUAAAGUCAAAAGAAACGGGUGAAAUUAAUGGUAAUAUAUUUCAUGCAACCCAGUGGCUCCAAAACAUCAGCACGUGGCGCUGACCUGGUUAGUGGCUGCCAUCCUGGAUGGCACAGCCCUAGACUCCACCUCUGUGCCCUGGACCCUGGGUUUCCCCAGCUGCAAAACAAGUCAGUUUCUGUCUGCGUCUACCUCGGGGGAGCCCAGGGAUGGGGUCCCAAUGCCUGCAAGCUCUGGGGAGGACAGCAUAAGCACUCCCAUCACCUUCUGCUGUAGCCAGGGACCUGCCUUUACAAAAGGCAGCUCUUCUGUGUGCCCGAUCACCUUAUGCUGGCAGUAAAGCGAUUCAAUUCCCUUUU
This is a messenger RNA of Manis javanica (Malayan pangolin), 3071 nucleotides long. The record is from RefSeq and is a predicted model, not a curated record. Lineage: Eukaryota; Metazoa; Chordata; Mammalia; Pholidota; Manidae.